Molecule: messenger RNA, 1038 nt
Organism: Phyllotreta striolata
Lineage: Eukaryota; Metazoa; Arthropoda; Insecta; Coleoptera; Chrysomelidae
Source: the annotation of a GenBank genome assembly
AUGCCUAACAUAAUCAAUGAAAUAAAAUUGGAUUUCAAAGACGUGCUUCUUAGGCCUAAAAGGUCGAUAAUAAAAAGCAGAAAUGAUGUGAAUUUAUACAGGAACAUAACAUUUAGAAAUUCAAAGCAAACUUACAAUGGAGUUCCUGUCAUGGCUUCAAAUAUGGACACUGUGGGCACCUUUAACAUGGCAAAAGCCUUAUCAAAGAACGGCCUAUUCACUUGCAUACACAAAUAUUACACGGUAGAGGAAUGGCGAAAAUUCGCCUCCGAUAAUCCGGAAUGCCUGAAAAACGUCGCAGUGAGCUCUGGCAUGUCCGACGCGGAUUUCGCGAGGUUAUCCGAAAUAUUAAAGGCCAUUCCAGACGUGAUGUUCGUCUGUCUGGAUGUAGCCAACGGAUAUUCCCAGCAUUUCGUGGAUUACGUUCGAAGAGUGAGGGCAGCUUUUCCCACCCAUACUAUCAUCGCCGGUAACGUCGUAACGGGAGAAAUGGUGGAAGAAUUAAUCCUAUCCGGAGCCGAUGUGAUCAAAGUCGGAAUCGGUCCGGGAUCCGUCUGCACGACUCGAAUGAAAACCGGAGUGGGCUAUCCUCAACUGUCAGCUGUCAUCGAAUGCGCAGACGCCGCUCACGGGCUACAGGGCCACAUUAUAUCCGACGGCGGUUGUACUUGUCCCGGCGACGUUGCCAAAGCGUUCGGGGCCGGCGCGGAUUUCGUAAUGGCCGGCGGCAUGUUCGCCGGUCACGACGAGUGCGACGGCGAAUUGAUCGAGAAAGACGGCAGGAAAUUCAAACUGUUCUACGGAAUGUCUUCGUCGACGGCCAUGGAGAAACACGCUGGCGGUGUUGCUGAAUACAGAUCGUCUGAGGGCAAGACUGUGGAGGUUCCUUAUAAGGGGGAUGUUCAAAAUACUGUUCAAGAUAUUCUCGGAGGUCUGCGGAGUGCUUGCACUUAUACGGGGGCCCAAAAGAUCAAGGAAUUGUCGCGGAGGGCUACGUUUAUUAGAUGUACACAGCAAUUGAAUAAUAUUUAUAGUUAA